Drosophila elegans is the source of this 2331-nucleotide messenger RNA. Its product is annotated as peroxidase. Gene Ontology annotation, biological process: response to oxidative stress. Gene Ontology annotation, molecular function: peroxidase activity; heme binding. The record is from RefSeq and is a predicted model, not a curated record. The transcript is spliced from 5 exons. Bases 180 to 2132 code for a protein of 650 amino acids. Lineage: Eukaryota; Metazoa; Arthropoda; Insecta; Diptera; Drosophilidae.
GGAAAUUAUGCUCACAUAUUUCUGCACGUUCUUCAAUCUGGGCAAUCAUACCGAGAAUUUCGCGAGUCAUUAUCACGUCUCCGGAGCAUGGAGAUCGUGCGGGCCAGCAACUGGCGGAGUUCUAUAUAUGGGCGCCCAGUCGCUGGUGCUGCAUUGAGUUCUGUGGUGUCGUCGGUGCUAUGAGAGUGUUUCUGGUGGUUUUGAGUGUGCUGGCUGUGACGGUGGCCAUUAAGUGUCCGUAUGCGGCAAUCGAACCCUUGGCCAGGUCCAAACGGAGUGCUUUUGAGAUUCGACCAAGUGUCAGUGAUGGAAGCUUGGAUGCUCUGAUCAAGGACUUUAUGCCCAAGUACAGUGCCAACAAUGUGCACACCACUUGGGCUGAGCCCCCGCGUUUUGGUCCGCAUCAGGCUUUAAAAUGUGGUAUUCCACCUCGAGACUGCUUAAAUGAUACGCGGAAUCUGCAAUAUCGGAGUAUCGAUGGUUCCUGCAAUAACCUGUUGUAUCCUGACUACGGAAUUUCCGUUUCCCGAUAUGGAAGACUUCUACCUCCACGGCAAGUGGAGCAGGCUCCGAAUGCCCGGUUGAUCUCCUUGUCCCUGUACGGCGAGGAGACAAUAAACGAUAGAUUCCGCACCAUGGCGUCCAUGCAAUGGGGACAGUUUGUGGCCCACGACAUCAGCCAGUUGAGCUUGCAGGGAGCUCCGCGGGAUUGCUGUGCCGAGCCACGUCAUCCGCGCUGUCAGGUCAUCAACCUACCGCGUGGAGGACCCAUCGCCUAUCAUACGGGCCAAACCUGCCUACACUUUGCCCGCAGUGUGUCUGAAGCGGAUGCCAUUUGCCCCAAGAGUGAAGCACCCUAUCCCGAGAAGUUGACGGUGGCCACUGCCUACCUGGACCUGUCGUCGGUCUAUGGAAACAACCCCUCGCAGAACAGGAAAGUUCGCCUGCUCAAAGGCGGUCUCCUGAAGACAAGCUACACGAAUGGCCAGCACUGGUUGCCGGUGAGCCAAAAUGAGAACGGCGAUUGCGGGAUCAAGAGCGAGUGCUACAGCGUGCCGGACAUUAGGAAUCAAUUCUCGCCCACCAUUACCCUGCUGCAGACUCUGCUGGUCCGGGAGCACAAUCGCCUGGCCGAGAACCUGGCGCUGAUUAACCCUCAUCACGACGACGAGCGCAUCUUCCAGGAGGCGCGCAAGAUUAACAUUGCCCAGUUUCAGAAAAUCACCUACUACGACUGGCUGCCCCUGGUCGUGGGUCGCACCUACAGCUAUCUGAACGGUCUCAUUUAUCCGGUCGAGCCAACUGAGUACGUGAACGACUACGAUGAGACGGUUAAUCCCGCUGCCUAUGCGGAGUUUUCGGCUGCAGCCUUCCGAUAUGCCCACACCCAGAUCCCCGGCUGGUUCUCGUUGGUGGCCCCAAAUCGCAACUCCAACCAGACUAUGCGCCUCAGCGAUUACCUCGAUCGAUCGGAGACCAUCCGCUUGCUGAAUACAGCCGACAACUACGAUGCCAUGUUGAGGGGUUUGGCCACUCAGUGCCAAAAGCGAUCGGAUGGGAAUAUCGAUCGGGAGAUCAAACACUAUUUCCACCGCAAGGAGUUCGAGGAGUACGGAUCGGAUCUGAAGUCUAUAGAUAUUCAGAGGGCUCGAGACUUCGGACUGGCCUCCUACAAUGAUGUGCGAGAGUUUUGCGGACUGCGACGAGCUGUGGAUUGGGCGGAUUUCGCUCACGAGAUUCCGGGAGAGAAAAUAUCACUAUUGCGUCGCCUAUAUGCCACUCCGGAUGAUGUGGAGCUGAGUGUGGGUGGCUCCCUGGAGUACCACGUCCCAGAGGCUCUAUUCGGACCAACUCUAUUGUGUGUGGUUGGAAAACAAUUCCUGAACACGCGACGCGGCGAUAGAUUCUUCUUCGAGCGGGAGAAUGCUGUAGGGUUUUCACGUGCUCAACUGGCGGAGAUCCGUAAAGUGAGUCUGGCCAGCUUGUUCUGCAACAACGCCAACUACCUGCAUCUAAUCCAGCCAAACGUUUUUGUGUUCCCAAACUCACAUAAUUUACUACUCAACUGCAAUUUUAUCCGGCAAAUUGAUCUUAGCAAAUGGCAGGAUCUCAGACCUGAACUUGUACACUAGAGUAUAAUACCUGUAUCUAAACCAAAUUGGUCAGCCCAAUUUGUAUUUUAGAUGCAAACACUUUUAUUUUCAACAUUUUCAUUUUAUUUUUCAUCGACUAUUUUAAACAAUAUCACAACGAAAUAAAGUGUUUUUGGACUUUGUUUAAAAAUAAGUAUGGCAACCUAUGAAUUCUAUUUCUAAUAUACAUCCCUUGAUA